AUGUUUAACUCCGCAAAUGAACUGGAAGUUUUGGAAGAAACGACUGCGGAGAUCUCCCAGCUCUCUUCACUGGCACUGGCAGGGGACCCAGCAUGCAGCGACAGCAGCUCAGCUGGUUCACCCGAAAAAACUGGCUAUCCGGACUCCGUUUACAUCCUGGCAGCGAAUAUUUUUCAGGGCACUAGACUCGAAAAGUCACCAGAGAAAGCCUUAAUAAAGUAUGGGAAUGAGCCCUUGCCGUCCUCAACCGAACCCGAGGAUGAAUCCUUUCAGCGUUUGUCCUAUGAGUUGGCUUUCAGUGCACUUAAGUAUCAAGAUAUUUUGGAAACUAUAUUAAUAGACAGCUAUAUCUUCCCAAGUACCACAAUACCACAUCAUUUGAACAGUCUUAUCAUUGUGAUGCUAUAUGAUUUCCAAGACAGAAAAUUUCAAGCUCGUCUCCUUUCUGAUAAUGAAGCGUCUAUAGCAGAAGUUCUAGAAGUGGAGAACCUUCUUAACAGUUUUAAGACAAAAUUGGCUGCAGCAUUGGCAAGAUGUCGAAUCAAACAUGAUGCCCUUUCAAUUUACCACAUUCUUCCAGAAACAGUUAGGAACCAAGAAUUAAGGGCCUCCACUUUGCCACUUUAUGCUUGGAUAAAUACUUGUAAAAUCAGCCCUGAAGAAGUUUACUAUACUUUGAAGAAAAAUGGCUAUAAUAAAGUCAAAUCUGUAUUGCAUAUUGAUAGUAAAGUCUUUGCUGUGGAUCAGCAUUGUUCUGAUGUCUUAAUUUUUCCAUCUCAUCUUAAAAGUGAUCUUCUAAAUAUAGAUCUUUUUAAAGAUUAUAAACUUAUAUUUCAGGACAAAUCUCGAAGUCUCGCUGUCCAUUCUGUAAAGGCUUUAUUAAAUAUGGAUGAUGAUAUCUUAAUGGUCAAUACAGGUUCUUGGUACACAGUUGCCCAUAUGUCAAUCUUAACAAAUAAUAAUACUUCAAAAAUAUUUGUGUGUGGAGUACAAUCACAAGCUAAGGAUCCUGACCUGAAGAAUCUUUUCACAAAAAUGGGAUGUAAAAAUAUUGAGAUACUUCAUGAGACAUUUAUGAAUCUUGAAUUAAAGGAUCAUCGAUUACAGAAAGUUAAAGUGAUUCUGCUGCUACCUCGUUGUUCAGGACUGGGUGUUAGUAAUCCAGUAGAAUUUAUUUUAAAUGAGCAUGAAGAUACAGAUUUACUUAAAGAUUUCUCUCAAGGAGGCCCAUCAGAAGAUAAACUUCAUGUUCUUGCUCAACAGCAAUAUGAACAGCUAACACAUGCCAUGAAAUUUACUAGAGCUCAAGCUAUUGUUUACUGUACAUGUUCAGUUUAUCCAGAGGAAAAUGAAGCUAUUGUUAAGAAAGCACUGGAAUUUCAAGACCACGGGAUUAAAGUACAACCUUAUAGGCUUAGUCCCCCUGUCCUUCCAUUGUGCUCCUUAAAGGAAAUACAUUUGUCUACUGACAAAUUUUUUAGAAUGGAACCAUCUGAAAUUACCAAUGGUUGUUUUCUUUCUGUUCUAACAAGGGAGCGGGACCCAUCUGAGACGGUGUCUGUGAAAGAUGUUUUGGCCCGUGCAGCGGCGAAGGGUCUCCUGGAGGGGAUGGAGUUGGGUGAGCCUUCAAAACGGGAGAAGAAGAAGAAGAAGAAGCAAAGGAUGUCGCUGCCAAAAUCUUCCAUCGCUGAUAACAGCAGCAUCCAGAUGAAAAUUGCCGAGUUCCUGAGUCGAGAAACUACUGCGAGUGCUAAUCAGUCGGAGACAUUAACAACAAAAACAUCUCUUCCACAGAAAAAUACAAAUCAAGUGGGGUCUUCCUCACAGGUCAGAAAACCCAGCAAGCCCACCACCAAUCCUUUAGUGCCUACAAUUAUGAAGAACACAUCUUCCAGACCACAUGAACGGCCAACAAACUUCGUGAGACCUCGGCCAGAAGACAGAAUGACUCCACUGAGACCCACAGAGAUUGCCUUGCCCCCAGUCAUGCUGCCGUUUCCCAGUCCGCAAGGGCUCAGAUCUCACAUGCCAACUCCGCAUUUUUAUUAUCGUUGGGUCGGGCCCAAGACUGUCUUGCCUGGCUAUCUUUCCACACCAUCAAUACCCAGAAGAGGGGAAAAACCUAAAGAAAACUUACCUUCCUCUCUACCCAGGCAUCCUCGACCAUAG
This is a messenger RNA of Rangifer tarandus platyrhynchus (Svalbard reindeer), 2169 nucleotides long. The record is from the annotation of a GenBank genome assembly. NCBI's taxonomy places the organism in Eukaryota, Metazoa, Chordata, Mammalia, Artiodactyla, Cervidae.